This is a messenger RNA of Xyrauchen texanus (razorback sucker), 1686 nucleotides long. It is a transcript of the gene higd1a, whose product is annotated as HIG1 hypoxia inducible domain family, member 1A. The coding region runs from base 93 to 392 and encodes 99 amino acids. The transcript is spliced from 4 exons. The record is from RefSeq and is a predicted model, not a curated record. Gene Ontology annotation, cellular component: mitochondrion. Gene Ontology annotation, biological process: mitochondrial respirasome assembly. NCBI's taxonomy places the organism in Eukaryota, Metazoa, Chordata, Actinopteri, Cypriniformes, Catostomidae.
AUGUGUUACAUCACUGUCAGUCACGCAGUUCAGCAGGAACCGGCAGAAAGCAGCUUCACUUCAGCGUGUGGAAAACUACCAAAAAAGCCAAGAUGACAACCGUUGAAUACGAAGACAAUGAAUCCAAGUUCUUAAGGAAAGUGAAAGAGAAUCCAUUUGUCCCUGCAGGGAUGGCUGGGUUCUUUGCCAUAGUGGCAUACAGGCUGUACAAACUAAAGACUAGAGGCAAUAUCAAGAUGUCAGUCCACCUAAUUCACAUGCGUGUUGCUGCUCAGGGGUUUGUGGUGGGAGCAAUGACUUUAGGAGUGGUCUAUUCCAUGUACAAAGACUACAUCCUUAAGCCUGCUGAGGCACAGAAAGCAUUGGAGCAGAAGGCAUUGGAAAAAAAGUGAACAGAAGAAGUGUGUUACAACCUGAUAUGCCCUUAAUACCACCUCAUAUUAAGGUGUUCCUCUGUAUUUAUUUCUCAAAUUUAGGACCUGUUUUUUUAAGAAUGUGUUAACUCUCUUUUUUUUGUUUUUUUAACUAUUAGUAAAUCUCGGAAAACGAUGUUAGCACGUACAUUAUGUUGCCUGAUGUCUUAGUGGACAACAGUUUAUUCUUUUAAAUCAAACAUUGUAUGUGAUGGAAUAGUGAAUAUCAGCUAUUUCACAUACUCAGAGGAGAAAUGAUGGUAAACCGAACAUGAUGGUGUGAAAUGGUUAUUGUUUUGGCUUUUGAAAGUAUUUGGUUUGGUUUGGUUUGGUUUGUUUUAUUUUAUGCUCCUUGUUGUUGGUUGCCCUUGUUAAAUUUUUGUAUUUUUAAGAACACACAUUGAAAAUCCCACAUGACCGGGAAUAAUGAGAACUUUACAACACACAUAUCAUUUUUAUUCGGGAUCUCACUUUUGCUCAAUUAUUAACCGUACUAGUUCUUUGCUGAUGUAGUGCUGUUUUCACAAACAGGAUAAUAGAGACUUAAUUCAACCUUCAUAUUUUCUAAAGUAUUCUUUAACAACAUGUGUGUGUGAGAGAGAUUUGUCAGGGAGUGAAGGGUUUUAUUUGUGGAUUGAUUAAUUUUGCUGUCAUAAGACAAAUGUUGUGCACCUUAUGCUUCAUAUUUCAAAUCAAAUUAUUGCAUAUUUUAUAGUGUCUAUUUUUGAAGAUCUCUGCUACAAUCUGUUUAUCUUUGCCAGUACUAUAGGAAUAGUAUUUCGAAUAAACCAAGCCAGUUUAUUUCACUUAUUUUUUUUUAUUUUUAUUAUUUAUUUCCUGUGGAGUGCUGCUUUUGUCUACAAAAAAUGAAAUAUUUACUAUAUUAAAGCUGUGGAAAUAUGUAGUUUUCAAAUCUUAUCGACCAAUCAAUUCUGAUUGAUUGCUUUUGACCAAUCAGAAUCGAGUAUUCCAGAGACCCAUAUAAUAAUCAAUGGUAGGCUAUAUGCUUCUGUUUAAAUCAGCAGUCUGCAUUGUCAAAUGAUUUAAAACAAUUAAUGUGAAAAGCAGAAUUCCUGGUAAAGAACUACACUACCCAUAAUCCUGAAGGGCAAUGAUCCACCAAUUAGAGCAUCACAGCGAACAAGCUUGGCAGCGAUCACCCACCUCCCUGACAUUCUGUGAAUGACGCAAUUGAGUCGGUUUCCUUACACUUUCAUACUUCUUUUAUAUUUGCAAAUCUCUGAAUAUUUUGCAAUAAAAUUAAGAUAUAUUG